Molecule: messenger RNA, 1944 nt
Organism: Musca vetustissima
Lineage: Eukaryota; Metazoa; Arthropoda; Insecta; Diptera; Muscidae
Product: myogenesis-regulating glycosidase-like
Exons: 4
Coding region: 1-1944 (647 amino acids)
Biological process (GO): carbohydrate metabolic process
Molecular function (GO): hydrolase activity, hydrolyzing O-glycosyl compounds
Source: RefSeq, a predicted model, not a curated record
AUGUUUACUUUAAAAACAAUAAUUGUGUUCGUGAUCCUGGGAAUAUCCUUAGAUUAUUCAAUAGGAUGUAAACGUGUGGAGGAAACAAAUAAAUUCGCCAAUACGGAUAUAUCAGUGAAAUUGAAAAAAUCUACCAAGUUACAAUAUGAAAUAUUAAAAGGUUCCAAAAUAUUACAAACUGUAACAUUUGACAACUUUAAUACUGACAAUGAUCUACAGAUGACAACGAAAGGUACCAUACAAAUAAGCGAUGGCAAGGAGACAAUUGAAUUCGAAUUGGUCACAUCUAGUGACACAAUAACUCACGUGCGUGUAAUACGUGAGAAUGUUGCCGAUAAUGGACAACCAAUGGAUUGUUUCGAUUUAGAUAUGGCUUCAACACAUUGGUAUGGUGGCCCUGAAGAUCGUUAUCAAUACUAUCCCGUAGAACGUUUAACAUUUGAAGAUUAUUCCUAUGUCACAAAAGAGGACCAUAAUGCCGGUGUUGCCGAACGUUAUUGGCUUAAUUCAAAUGGUCUAUUCAUUUAUGUGGAAACCGAGACGCCAUUAUUCAUUACUCAAAAUGCCAAAGGUUAUGAGAAUAAAUUGUGUUUAUCGGCCCAUAAUAGUUUACCCUAUAAUACCCGAGCCAAAUCGCGUAGUUUUGUUUAUCACAUUGGUGUUGGAGAUAAUGCUAAAACGGCUCAUAUGCAUGCUGUUGAAACUUUGCUGGGACAUCCUACCAGUUAUCCGGAUGAACGUAUGGUUAAAUAUCCCAUAUGGUCGACAUGGGCUCUAUACAAAGCUGAUAUUAAUGAACAAAUUGUACGUGAUUUUGGUGAUGCGGUUUUGAACUACGGGUUUGAGAAUAGCCAAUUGGAAAUUGAUGAUGACUGGGAGGAUUGUUAUGGUGCCCUGACAUUCCGUAAAUCAAAGUUCCCCGAUAUUAAAAAAUUAACUGAUGAUUUGAAGGCCAAAGGAUUCCGUGUAACAUUGUGGAUACAUCCUUUCAUUAAUAAUAAUUGUCAAGACACAUAUAAUGAUGCUCUUGCCAAAGGAUAUUUAGUUUUGGAUCACAAUGGCAAACCCAACACCCAAUGGUGGAAUAGUAAAACUGGUGAAGCUGCCUAUGUUGACUUUACAAAACCGGAAGUUCAAGAAUGGUUUAAGAAACGUUUACAGCGUUUACAAACCGAAGAUGGUAUUGAGAGCUUUAAGUUUGAUGCUGGCGAGACAAGUUGGGUGCCAAGCGAUCCCAUAUUGAGCGGAGACGAUGUACUUUCCCCACACCAGAUUACCCAACAAUAUGUACGUACUGUGGGCUCCUUCGGUCCCAUGGUUGAGGUACGUGCUGGCCAAGGCACUCAAGAUAUGGCCAUUUUUGUUCGUAUGAUUGACAAAGACUCGGAAUGGAGUUGGAAUAAUGGUUUAUUGACGCUGAUCACAACCCUAUUGCAAUUGAAUAUGAACGGUUAUCCAUUUGUAUUGCCCGAUAUGAUUGGUGGUAAUGGUUAUAAUAAUAAACCACCAACAAAGGAGUUGUUCAUAAGAUGGCUGCAGGCCAAUGUGUUUAUGCCAAGUUUACAAUUCUCUUUUGUGCCAUGGACUUUCGAUGAGGAAACAAUUGAGAUUAGUAAGAAAUUUACAAAAUUGCACGCCGACUAUACACCACAGAUAAUGGAACGUUUUAAGUUGGCCGCCAGCACAGGCGAACCGGUUAAUCCUCCUCUAUGGUGGGUAGAUCCAGAGGAUAGAACUGCUCAGGGUAUAUGUGAUCAAUUCCUCUUGGGUGAUAGCAUUAUCGCAGCUCCCAUUAUAAGGGAAAAUGAAACUAAACGUGACAUUUAUCUACCCAAGGGUACAUGGAAAGAUGGUAAUUCAGAUAGUGUUCACACCGGUCCCAUUUGGAUAAUGGAUUACCCAGCCCCAUUAGAUACAUUGCCAUAUUUCAUUAAACAAGCUUAA